CACUGCUGGGCUGCACUGGUGGGUGGGCACUGGUGGGCAGCACUGGUGGGUGGGCACAGGUGGGUGGCACUGGUGGGCACAGGUGGGUGGCACUGCUGGGCACAGGUAGGUGGCACUUCUGGGCACAGGUGUGUGACACUGCAGAGUGGCACAGGUGGGUGCACUGCUGGGCACAGGUGGGUGCACUGCUGGGCACAGGUGGGUGAUCUGCUGGGCACCGGUGGGCGGAGCUAGUGGGCGCACUGCAGGGCACAGGUGGGCGGAAUUUGCGGGUGGCACUGCUGGGCACCGAUCAUCAGGGCACUGCCAGUGCCCUGAUGAUCGCGUGUCAUUGGACACCGCUGAUCACGUGGUA
Staurois parvus is the source of this 355-nucleotide messenger RNA. The record is from the annotation of a GenBank genome assembly. Lineage: Eukaryota; Metazoa; Chordata; Amphibia; Anura; Ranidae.